Uloborus diversus is the source of this 744-nucleotide messenger RNA. RefSeq lists its product as uncharacterized. The record is from RefSeq and is a predicted model, not a curated record. The transcript has 3 exons. Bases 1 to 744 code for a protein of 247 amino acids. Lineage: Eukaryota; Metazoa; Arthropoda; Arachnida; Araneae; Uloboridae.
AUGAAGACAUCAGAGAUCGCUUUUUUCGCCGCUGGAUUUGGCCUGGGAGCCCUCGCAGGAUAUUAUGCAUCAAAGAUAUGGAGACAGGCUAAAGGAAAUGAUGGAGAUAUUGAGAGAGAGAGUGUUGAAGUGAGGAGGGAAAUGGAUGAUGAGAUGGAUAGUGAAAUGAGUAAUGAGAAGGGUAAACAACUGAAUGAUGCAAUGGAAAAUGAAACAGACAUAGAAUUGACAAAAGCUCUGGAUAAACAAACCCAAACCGAAGAAGCGUAUUCAUUGGAUAACGACUUGCCUUACGAUGCCGGAAGUACCCCCAAGUAUACACGAGGCUGGAAGGCCGCUCGCAACGAGGACCGGGACCGUCGUCCGGUGAGACAGAGGACGACCGGCGCACGCAGAGACUCCGGUUACAUACAGAGCAAGAACGGAAACGUGAUCACCGAAAUCAAGAGGAAUCCGAAGAUAGUUAAGUACAUCGCAGACAAGAACGGUUUCGCCGUCCGGGAGGACCUGGUGCAGCCCCUGCAGCAGACGAUCGAGAGGACGAGGCUGGAGUCACGCCCCCGCAUCGUGACCGCCCCCCGGACGCCCCUCUCGCAGGUGGUCUCGUCCGCCAUCCGGGUGACUGGCGGCCAGGAGGGGGGCAAGUUCCGCCCCAAGGUCAUCGAUAUGAAAGUGGGCGAUCAGACGGUGGGCUUUCACAAGAUGCAGUACACGCUGGGCGAAGUCAAGAAGGGAUACCUGUGA